This is a messenger RNA of Pogona vitticeps (central bearded dragon), 1266 nucleotides long. The record is from RefSeq and is a predicted model, not a curated record. NCBI's taxonomy places the organism in Eukaryota, Metazoa, Chordata, Lepidosauria, Squamata, Agamidae.
AUAGAAGAGAUGGAGGGGAUUUCCUUAUAUAUAUAUAUAUAUUCCUUUUUCUCCCCCUAAGCUGUGAGGCGCCUGUCCCUUUAAACAGUGGAUUUUGGAAGGAGCUUAAUAAAGCGAUCGCUGCUCUAGCUGAUGCCUUGUUCCAAUGCUCCUGGGGAUCUGCAGAGGCAACAGAGAGGAACCCUAUGAAAAAUUACUCACCCGUUUGUUUAGCUGGCCGGUCGAUUUUUGAAGAACUUCUGAGCAUUCAGAUGUUACCUAAUCUGCACUUCCUUGAGAAACUCCUGCCGGAAAGGUUGCAGCAUUACAAAAGCUUCCUCUUGCAAGCUGAGCUUCAGAAUGUAGUGGAAAAUUCAGGGCAAAGCUGUGAGGAGGUAUGUGGCAGUGAGAGAAAGGAUCAAGAAGGUGAUUCUUCUGAGCUCCAGGUGAAGAUUGCAGAACUAGAACAAAUGCUGGACACCUUGAAUGAAGACUUCUUCCAGCUCACGGUGCAGAUUUGGACAAUCCAGAAAGAGGAGGACCAGCUGAAUCAGGAGCUCAGAACACAACAGGAGUUGAUCUCCUUUGGUCCUUUCCAUCAUCUUCCUGGGGAGAAACUGCCACCUCUCCCGGAACACCUUGAGUCUUGGGCUGCCAAGAGGGACCAGAGACUCUUGCUAGAGAUUAAGAGAAGUGUCACUGCACAAAGGAUCGAGGCUGUUGAAUCAGAACUGGCUCGUCAUCUGAAGAUCCAGAGUGGCCACCGGCUCUGACAGCUGAGAAGAGACCACCAUGAACUGCAUAUCAACUAGAAGCGUUCAGUGGACUGUUCAUUUGCUGUGGAGAGGGUGUCAAUCCUCUGGUUCAAAUGCUUCGCUGACUCUGUUGGGGCUUUAAGUGUGCAGCAGCAGUCAAGAAAGAUUGAAGGCAAAACUUGUGACCCCCCCCCAGAAAUGGGGGAGACCCACAGUAUCGAUGAGGGGGAACAGCAUUUUUUUGGGGGGGAGAAAACAUUUCAGGGGGAAGUAGGGAGGGCUGCUUUACCACUCACAUACAUUUAUUUUCCAAAUUUUUAAAAGAUGCCCACGGGAGAUCAGCAAGCUUGGCCCGCAUCCCAGAACCAUAAUUAGCCAUUUUGGCACUUGAGACAAGCAGCGCAUAAUGUGCCCCCGAACUAACUUUGUAAUUCAUGAUGUGAAAAUGAUACAAGGAGUAAUUACAGCCUAGAACACCUUGCCAGCAUUUCCCUUCUUCCCCAGGGGGGACGGCGUCACUGUCAGAGCUCCA